Messenger RNA from Spirometra erinaceieuropaei, 2367 nucleotides. The record is from the annotation of a GenBank genome assembly. NCBI's taxonomy places the organism in Eukaryota, Metazoa, Platyhelminthes, Cestoda, Diphyllobothriidea, Diphyllobothriidae.
AUGCGGAUUCGCCUACAGCCUCCCAAGAGACCUCAAGGAAAGCGACCCCCAGGUAAGCUGAAUAUUGGCUUGUUGUCUUUUCCUGCUCACCAUCUCCACGUCGGCAACGAGCUAGCUCAUCGGCUAGACAAUCUUCCAGUCGCUGCCGCCGCCGCUGAAGAGAACGUCUCCGUGGAGCUCCGAUAGUGUCAACUGCGGGAAGCAGUCCAGUCGACGGCGCGGGCCGUCCUCGGUCGCGCACGCCGCCAACACCAGGACUGGUUUAAUGACAAGGACGCCACCAUCAACAACCUGCUCGCCGAGAAGAACCGCCCGCACAAAGCCUAUGUCGACCACCCCAUUAACGACAACAGAGCUGCGUACUGCCGUAGUCGUCGCCUUGUACAACAGCGGCUGCGCGAGAUGCAGGACACCUGGACGGCUCACAUGGUUGAGGAGAUCCAAGGGUAAGGCGUCCUCAACCGCCCCUUCAUAUCUGACGCCGCGAUCGUCCGUCUGUCUCAAAAGGAGACCAACGUCGAGCCCGACCUCCCGCCUUCUCUUCACGAAACCAUUAGGGCAAUGCAGCAGCUCCCCAGCAGGAAAUCGCCCGGACCGUACGCGACCCCUGCUGAGAUCUACAAGCACGGUGGCCCCCAAUCAUGGAUCACCUGACUGCGCUCUUCCAUGAGAUGUGGCGUCAAGGAAAAGUCCCAUAGGACUUCAAGGACGCCACAAUCGUGCACCUCUACAAACGGAAAGGAAACCGCCAGAUCUGCAACAACCACCGAGACAUCUUUUUGCUGAACAUCGACGGGAAGAUCUUCGCUCACAUUCUUCUCAACCGCCUAAGCAACCACCUGGAGCAGAGCCUCCUGCCGGGCAGUACCCUCUCCCGCAGCACCAAAAUCGACGACGAAGUAGCCCGCCGGAUUUCCAAGGCCAGUCAAGUUUUCGGUCGUUUUUGAAACGUAGUUUGGGAUUGUCAAGGUCUUCAGCUCAGCAAGAAACUGAAGAUGUACAAGGCUGCCAUCCUCCCGAAGCUGCUGUAUGGAGAAGAGACUUUACGGUGUACACGAAACAGGCACACCGACUCAACCACUCCCACCUCAGCUGUCUUCGCCGAAUCCUGAAGCCGAGGUGGCAGGACCGAAUCCCAUACACUGACGUACUGGAGCGGACGGGAAUUCUCAGCAUCUACGCCAUGCUGAGGCGACUGCAACUGCGUUAGAGCGGCUACGUCGUGCGGAUGGACAACGAGCGGCCACCCGAACGACUCUUCUAUGGAGACGUCGUCACGGGUUCUCGUCGAUGAGGAGGUCAAAUCGGGCGCUAUAAGGACACUCUAAAGACUUCCUUGGAACGUCUGAAGAUCAGCCCGGCCAACUGGGAAGACCUCGGCCGGUACCGACCGACCUGGAGAAAGAGAGUGAAGACGGGCGGAGCGAUCUAAGAGGCAAACUAGAAGUACGCAAAUCUCAGCUGCACUCACCUCGCAACGCCAACGCCCAACCGCCCCCAACAUGCCCACGGUGUCAGCGGACAUUCCAGGCGUGAAAUGGACUGGUUGGAUACCUGCGGACCAACUGCAGAACUUGGAUUGCACCAACCGUCGUCUCUCUGUCCACUUCUCUCUCGUCUCUCGCACCGUCAGCUAACUCUGACCGACCUCUCCAACCCCCACCUCCAUCCUCCUCCUCCUCCUCCUGCUCCUCCUCCUCCUCCACGGCCUCAACGUCUCCCGCUGUGGCGUAUUCUAUGCCUAUCAACACUAUACACGAUUCUGACACACCAACGAACACCAACAUCACCACCCCCACCACCGUCAACACCAAUGAUGAGAAUCUGGUCUAUACCCGUCCUCAUUGCGACCACACCACCUCACACAUCGGUCUGGUCGGCCGCUUACAAAUCCAUCGCACAGACACUGGCAAACCAGUUCCUGGAACACCAACCUACAUCCUCCGCAUUCGCCACCACUGCCCACACUGCCCUCGCACAUUCAUGCGCUGUAUAGGCCUAUUCGGCUACAUGCCUGUCCGUGAGAGCGGAAUUGACCGCGGACCUGACACUCCUAGCGCACUCACCAUGCCUAGCCCCGCCCACGCUCCGCAGACCAGCGCGCCCACCGCUGCCACCACCACCAUCACCACUGAAGCUGAUACUGACACCGCCGACUUCUCAUGUCCACACUGUCCCCGCACAUUCACCUCACGCAUUGGCCUGGUCGGUCACUUGCGAAUCCAUCGCAUAGAGACUGGCAAACCAAAGCCUGUAGCAUCAACCUACGCUCGCCGCAUCCGCCUCCACUGUCCACAUUGCACUUGCAAAUUUAUUCACCGCAUGGGUAUAUUAGGGCACAUGCGCGUCAACGGAAACCUGCGGUAG